AUGUCGCAGAGAGGCGUGCUGACUGGAGCGGGAAAGCUGAGCGUCCUCCGUUUCGCCCUCUGGAGGGUUCAGGAAUCGGAGGCGGCCAUCCCGGUGAAGGACUUCGUACUGGCCAUCUGCAGGGACAUGUGCGAAGCCGCUGUUCAGGCGCUCGAGGAGCGAGCUAAGACCCUACAAGAUGACCUCUCGCCCAACUUACCCCUCAAGAGGACGGACCUGGAGCUACGUGUCAGAACGGCUGAGAACGAGCUCCGGGACCUGUGGAUGUCUCUCGCCCCCCGGGGGCUUCCCCGAGCCCUUGCUGACGUCUUCGAGGAAAAGGUGACGAUAGCGCUGGAGGGCUUCGAAUCCGCCCUGCGCACGCUAAAUGACGCAGCGAUCGAAACCAAAGGCAAGAAGGACCUGGACGCCACCAUCAAUCAGAUGGAGGCCGAAAUGGCCGCCGCUCUCGCCCCGGAAAAGCUCCCUUGGGAUAACGAGAGCCUAGUCGAAACCGGGGAGAAGAUACAUGAGAAAGCUGUGAGCGCUCUUUUCGCGAAGUUUGGAGGGCUGUCCCCAGAAGACGCGACGGAGCUUUACACGACUGUUCGGCGAGACGCUUUCCGGCAGCGCAUGGCGGCGUACGAGACGAAGCACGAGACGGCAAAGGCCAGGGCUGCGUUGGAGUCCGCGGAGAGGAAGGUCGACAGAAGUACGAGCGCCAAGUUCGCGGCGCUCAAGCAGAUGCUCGCGGCGGCGGAGGGCGAGGUCGCCAAAAUCCGCCAGCAGAACGCCGACUGA
Klebsormidium nitens is the source of this 780-nucleotide messenger RNA. The record is from the annotation of a GenBank genome assembly. Lineage: Eukaryota; Viridiplantae; Streptophyta; Klebsormidiophyceae; Klebsormidiales; Klebsormidiaceae.